CCUUCUGUUAUCGAAGACCGAUAGACCUCGAUAGACUCAGUUGUAUAACCUCUGCUCGCAAAUAUUUUUUACAGGCAACUAGCAGCUCGAAUUCCGUGCAAAUAAACCUUUAAAAAUGGCUGGCGAAGGCGAGAAACUGACCGGCCUGUCGAAAAUCUUCAAUGGCACCACCAUGAGCGGCCGUGCAAAUGUGGCCAAGGCCACGUACGCCGUGAUGGGCCUGCUGAUCGCCUACCAGGUGCUGAAGCCCAAGAAGAAGUAGAGGGAUGCAACUGCUCCAACGCGGCUACAACUCAUCCGCCACAAUCGAUGUCUUGGAUCCGGGGCCAUCGCUGGACUGCGGAUCAGUUUAUUUUAUGUGUAGUGCAAGACCUUGAAGGAAUAAAUAAGCUGAGAAUGUAACACACUGUACCCACGAAGUGCAUUAUGUAACGAUCCUGCGACUGCCACAUGAUUUGUGGGCAUCACUGCGGUGGAUACCCUAACCACACCGAUCUAUGGGCUGCAAGGUACUCACGGCAAUGCAUACGCAACCGGGCUAAAAGUAAUAAUAAGUGGUUCUAGAAGAGAGAGAGAUUAGCUUGCGUCCAGUGCGGAUAUCACUUGUUAAUUGAGGUUCAGCCUAGCAGUAAGAUGAUGUUCCAUAAUAACCUUCAGUUCAUUCAGAACGUAUGUUCCACUUCUCACAAUAUUACCAGAUAUCUAAUUCCAUGUAUGCUGUCUACUUCUGUGCAGUUCUUAUGCCCCGAAAAUGGAAGCUCUAGUUUUUUGAAUCCAUAACAAAGUUGAACGUAAUGAUCCAAUGAUUGCGGCGCAAGCUACAGCAAAAGAAGAAAUUGAAAAUCGAAAGACAUCUAUGAACACCUUCCAUGAAACCACCUGUUCCAUCUAUCCCAAACUAAAAUCGACGAAUGGAGUAAGCAGUGGUUUUCAUUAGUCUAGCAACACAUCUACCAAACUUCGGGUUCCAUUUCCUUUUUGGUUUUC
Messenger RNA from Drosophila melanogaster (fruit fly), 987 nucleotides. RefSeq names its product Neb-cGP (gene Neb-cGP). The record is from RefSeq and is marked reviewed. The transcript has 3 exons. Gene Ontology annotation, cellular component: mitochondrial membrane. Lineage: Eukaryota; Metazoa; Arthropoda; Insecta; Diptera; Drosophilidae. Bases 116 to 262 code for a protein of 48 amino acids.